AUGAGCAGGAACAAUCCAGUUUUACGUCCUCGCUAUACACCCUCUACCUCAUCUCAGCUUCAAGACACCGCAGAACAAUCUCUCUCAAUGCAGGCUCCAGUCGAUCCCGACGAGAGCAUGCCUGCUGCCUCAGAUUUUGUGCGCAAACUGUUCAGGAUGCUAGAGGAUCCUGCCUACUCCUCCAUCGUAUGCUGGGGUUCCCAACGCGAUUGCUUUAUCGUCAAAGACAUGACAGAGUUCACAAAAGUCAUCCUUCCUCGUCUCUUCAAACAUUCCAAUUUUGCUAGUUUUGUUCGCCAACUUAAUAAAUAUGAUUUCCACAAGGUCAAAAACACCGACGAGAAUGCCUACGGAGAGCACUGUUGGACAUUUCGUCACCCCAAGUUUCGGGCUGAUCAGCUCGAAGGACUCGAGGACAUCAAGCGCAAGUCUGCCCCAACGAGGAGGGGUAGCACUCGUCCCAAUCAACCUGCACGAUCCAAGUCCCCGUCCGACUCCCAAUUGCACCACGACAUGGGCGAGUCCCCUCUC
Acaulospora colombiana is the source of this 531-nucleotide messenger RNA. NCBI's taxonomy places the organism in Eukaryota, Fungi, Glomeromycota, Glomeromycetes, Diversisporales, Acaulosporaceae. The record is from the annotation of a GenBank genome assembly.